AAAAACGUAGAUUAACAUAACCAAUAAUAUUAACCUAUUUAUUUUGUUUAAAAAUGUUUAUUAAGUUUUUAUUUCGUUAUGGGAAAAAUAACAUAUAUUUUAACAGAUAUUUUUCCAAUCGAAAUAUAAUGAAAUUAAAAGAUCGUGGUAUGCUCGAAGAUAUUUUUCCAGACAAUGCAGCGAACGUUGUUACAGAUUUACUAAAUUCGCGUUAUCAAACAGUAUAUGCAGGAUUUGAUCCUACGGCAAACAGUUUACAUGUAGGGAAUUUAUUAGUUUUAGUGAAUCUAUUACACUGGCAAAGAGGAGGUCAUGAAACAAUUGCAUUGAUAGGAGGUGCAACUGGUAAGAUAGGUGAUCCCAGUGGUAGAAAUACAGAACGAGAACAGUUAUCAAAAUCGUUUAUAGAUGAUAAUAUUAACGGAAUUUUUAAAAAUAUUAGCACUGUAUUCACAAAUCAUGAAAAAUAUUUAUGGAAACAUAAAGAUCUCUUGAAACCUGUUAGGUUACUUAAUAAUAAUAGUUGGUAUCAAGUAAUGGAUCCAAUAGAUCUCAUUGGUGGAGCUGGGAGAUUUUUAAGAAUGGGUACAUUGUUAUCAAGAACAAGUGUACAAACAAGACUGCAGUCUCCCUCUGGGAUGAGUUUUACAGAGUUCAGUUACCAGUUGUUUCAAGCAUACGAUUGGUUACAUUUGUUUAAAACAUAUGGUUGUACAUUUCAGAUAGGAGGUAACGAUCAAAUGGGAAAUAUAAUGUCAGGGCAUGAAUUGAUAAGUAAAAUUUGUAAAAAAGCGGUAUAUGGUUUGACACUUCCUUUGAUGACUACUGAAAUUGGUGAUAAAUUUGGAAAAUCUGCAGGUAACGCCGUUUGGCUUUCAGACGACAAAACAUCUCCGUUUACUUUUUAUCAAUUCUGGAUGAGACAACCGGAUUCAGAAGUAGAAAAGCUUCUGAAAUUAUUCACUUUUGAUCCUUUAGGGAGUAUAACGGAUUUAAUGAGGCAACAUAGAGAAAAACCAGAUAAAAGGUUACCACAAAGAAGACUUGCUGAACAAGUCACUAUAUUGGUACACGGUGAACAAGGUUUAGAAAAGGCCAAAAAAGCGAGUGAAGCUUUAUAUGAAGGAAGUAUUGCAUCAUUGGGUGAAUUAAAUGCUGAAGAAGUAGGUCAUUUGUUCAAUGGAGCUACGGUUGUGGAAAUUUUACCGGAAGCUGGUUUAAGUGUAUUAGAUUUGUCUUUAAAAGCCGGAUGUUUUUUAACAAAACAAGACGCUCUAAGGAUAAUAACAGCGGGAGGCUUUUACAUCAACCAAGAAAGAAUAAAUAAUCCUAGUGAAGUUAUUAAUUUGGAUAUUCAUAGGCUCAAAAAUAAUUCAACUUUAGUUAGAGUAGGAAAAAAGAAUUAUUAUGUAGUUAAAUGGCUUAUUUAAAUAAAUAUUUUUUCUAAAA
Messenger RNA from Diorhabda carinulata, 1449 nucleotides. RefSeq names its product tyrosine--tRNA ligase, mitochondrial (gene TyrRS-m). Gene Ontology annotation, cellular component: cytosol; mitochondrion. Lineage: Eukaryota; Metazoa; Arthropoda; Insecta; Coleoptera; Chrysomelidae. The record is from RefSeq and is a predicted model, not a curated record. Gene Ontology annotation, biological process: tyrosyl-tRNA aminoacylation. Bases 54 to 1430 code for a protein of 458 amino acids. The transcript has 8 exons. Gene Ontology annotation, molecular function: tyrosine-tRNA ligase activity; ATP binding; RNA binding.